UUCCAAAACAGAACAACGAAGGGAUUACGUGAAAAAAUAGUAUUAUGUGCCACAAAUGGCCUUGCUGAUCGUAUCGUAGUCUUUCAGAUUCUUCUCAACAACUGUGUGCAUAUCAUUCAGUCUACACGCAUUUAAAUUGUAUUUAGUAAGAACAAAUAAAGUGUAAUCUCUUAAAUAACCAUGGCUACGUUGUUGAAAUGUAAAAUGGUAGUUUUAGGAUGCAAUCCGCGCUUCUUUUCGACUACUUCACAGCGACUCAGUCAAAGCUUUAAACUUGUCGUCGUGGGUGGAGGAACUGGCGGAUGCUCGGUAGCGGCUAAAUUCGCAUCUGUCCUUCCGAAAAACAAUGUGGCUAUCAUCGAGCCUAGUGAUACUCAUUAUUAUCAACCAAUGUGGACUAUGAUUGGAGGGGGAAUGAAAAAACUCGAACAAUCUGGUCGACCAAUGAGCCAAGUGCUUCCAAAAAAUGCUCACUGGAUCAAAGAACGAGCCAGUCAAUUUUUCCCGGAGGAAAAUCGUUUGGUGACAGCAUCUGGAGAAGAAAUCAAAUACGAAUACCUUGUCGUGGCUAUGGGAUUGCAACUUGACUAUAACAAGAUCAAAGGAUUGCCGGAAGCUUUCAAUACCCCGGGCGUCUGUUCAAAUUAUUCGCCCAAGUACGUUGAAAAAACGCUGGAAACCUUAAAAAACUUUAAAGGAGGAAAUGCUAUUUUCACUUUUCCAAACACCUUAAUCAAGUGCGCCGGUGCGCCUCAGAAAGCCAUGUACAUUUCGGAAGAAUACCUUCGAAAACACAACAAAAGAGACAAGGCUAAUGUGAUAUUCAACACUUCGCUGGGCGUUCUCUUUGGAGUCAAGAAAUAUGCGGACGCGCUAGAAAAAGUUGUGCGUGAGAGGAAUAUUGCCGUAAAUUUCCGACAUGAACUUAUAGAAGUUAAACCGGAUACCAAAGAAGCGGUUUUCAGGUUACUAGACGAUCCGGCGGGAAAUACGAAAACCUUCAAAUACGAAAUGCUUCACGUCACGCCGCCUAUGAGUGCGCCGGAUUUGCUGAAAGCCAACAAGAAAUUGACCAACGAAGCUGGAUAUUUGGAAGUCGAUAAAAGUACGCUGCAACACAUUCGUUUCCCCAAUAUCUUUGGAAUCGGUGACUGUACAAAUCUACCCACUUCCAAGACAAUGGCUGCCAUUGCUGGGCAGAAUAAAAUUGUAUACGACAAUUUGAAACUUCAGAUGGAAGGGAAAAAGCCAUCUCAAAAGUAUGAUGGCUACACUUCCUGUCCAUUGGUGACGGGUUAUUCCAAAUGCAUUUUGGCAGAAUUCGAUUACGACGGUCAACCGCUAGAGACGCUUCCCAUCAAUCAAGCUAAAGAGCGGAACACAUCGUUUUUCAUGAAGAAGGAAAUUAUGCCAGUCUUGUAUUGGAAACUUAUGCUAAAUGGUUGGUGGAAUGGGCCUGGCGUAAUUAGGAAGAUUCUCCAUUUGGGCACAGGCCGUUGAUCGACUCACGGAAGAGAUUGAAGAAAAUCAGUGCAAAAAAUAAUAUCGCCGCUAUCAUGACAAAAAAAAAUUAGUAUUUUUUUUUUAUGUGCAGUCCAGUGAAUUUUUAUAUUGCACAAGGUUGCAGGCGAAAAAUCGAAUUCCAAUUAAUUUCGAUGUUCGUGAUAAAAACAAACAGAAUAGUACAUAAUCAAAUAAACACGUAUCCCAC
Daphnia pulex (common water flea) is the source of this 1711-nucleotide messenger RNA. It is a transcript of the gene Sqor, whose product is annotated as sulfide:quinone oxidoreductase, mitochondrial-like. Bases 181 to 1500 code for a protein of 439 amino acids. Gene Ontology annotation, cellular component: mitochondrion. The transcript has 8 exons. NCBI's taxonomy places the organism in Eukaryota, Metazoa, Arthropoda, Branchiopoda, Diplostraca, Daphniidae. Gene Ontology annotation, molecular function: sulfide:quinone oxidoreductase activity; FAD binding. The record is from RefSeq and is a predicted model, not a curated record.